GUUCAAGAUGGCAGCGCUGUGUUGAGUUAUGAUCAAAAUCUCAUAAACGGACCGCAUUUUCACCAUGUUUUAUUUUCAUCGAUGAGACACCGGACGUGACCGAGGUAACAAUCUACAAGUCCAGUCCAUGAGGAACAUCGAAGAUGAACUCCACAUUACCGCGCGUCAAGAUCAAGUGCUCGUGCGUGCCUGCAUCGUAUUGCGAUGCGGGGCAAGACUACUGUGAAACCGCCAUGAUGUGUUUCUCCUCGCUGGGGAAGGAACAGGAUGGCUACGAGUAUGCAAGGAAAGGAUGCCUAGAGAGUUACGAACGGUCCAAAAUGACGUGCGAAGCCAUCUACGAUGACAAGGUGACCGUCGAAUGUUGUAAGACGGAGUUCUGUAAUAAAAAUAUGACGCCAACGUACGCCCCUCUCCCGACAGAUGGCAUGAUGCACACGGGCGCCCCCUACAAUGGCCUCCAGCUCGCCAUGGUCAUCUGUAUCCCCAUCAUGAUUCUCAUCAUCCUCGUCGUCGUGACGAUAUUCCUGUGUCGCAUGAUCUUCCGGCGGCGUAUGGAACAGUUGAAGGCGCGGGAGAAGAAUCUGGCGGGCGGCGGGGAGUAUAGCAGUGAUAUUCAGGCGACGUUAGUCGGUGACAGUACACUUCAGGACCUUUUUGACCAUUCGUGUACGUCGGGCAGCGGGUCUGGCCUCCCGUUCCUGGUGCAACGAACUGUGGCCAGACAAGUCACUUUAAGUGAAUGCAUUGGGAAAGGUCGCUACGGUGAAGUAUGGAGGGGCUUGUAUCAAGGGGAGAAUGUCGCAGUCAAGAUCUUCUCAUCACGCGACGAGGCAUCAUGGGCACGAGAGAGCGAGAUCUACAACACGGUGUUAUUACGUCAUGAAAAUAUUCUGGGAUUUUUAGCCAGCGACACAACCAGUCGAAACUCGUGUACGCAACUUUGGCUUAUCACGCACUUCCACGAGUACGGGUCUCUGUACGACUUCUUAAAUCGUACAGUCCUCGAUCACCAUGUCAUGUUAAGACUCUGCCACACCGCGGCGUCCGGUUUAGUCCACUUGCAUACAGAGAUAUUCGGCACGCAGGGCAAACCGGCGAUUGCGCACAGAGACGUGAAAUCCAAAAACAUUUUAGUCAAACGCAACGGCACGUGUUGUAUUGCUGAUUUAGGACUAGCUGUGAUGCAUUCUCAACGGACCAAUCAGAUUAACUUGGGUUCCAAUACGAAAGUCGGAACGAAACGUUACAUGGCCCCGGAGGUUCUCGACGAGACUUUGAACGUGGAUUCGUUCGAUUCUUUCAAAUGUGUAGACGUUUAUGCAUAUGGAUUGGUUCUGUGGGAGGUCGCUAGGAGGUGCAUGACCAGUGGCGGUAUCGCUGAGGAAUAUAAGCCGCCGUUUUAUGACGUUGUUUCGAACGAUCCGAGUUUUGAGGAUAUGCGAAAGGUGGUGGGCGUCGAUCAGGCGCGACCGAGUCUUCCGAACAGAUGGUCAUGUGACCCGACUCUGACCCAGAUGGGUAAGCUUAUGAGGGAGUGUUGGUAUCAGAACUCCAUGGCACGUCUCACGAUGCUGCGCGUCAAGAAGACGCUCGCGAAGAUGGAAGAAAAGCUAGAGAAGAUAGAGAACAAAGGAAAAGAAAUUACACUGGUAUGAUGGAAAAAAGUGGUGCCACCUGUUAAAAUUUCUACAAAACACUUACACUGAUAAGACUUUAUCGUCUGAUUCUGUGGUGAUUGUCUGGAGCUAGCAGACGAUUCUCCUCACUUGAAAUGUCUGGCUGAUGGCUGUGGUGACAGAGGAGCUAGGAGCUCUCUCGGAUUGAAA
Messenger RNA from Lineus longissimus, 1829 nucleotides. RefSeq names its product activin receptor type-1-like. The record is from RefSeq and is a predicted model, not a curated record. Bases 144 to 1658 code for a protein of 504 amino acids. Gene Ontology annotation, biological process: cellular response to growth factor stimulus; protein phosphorylation; cell surface receptor protein serine/threonine kinase signaling pathway. NCBI's taxonomy places the organism in Eukaryota, Metazoa, Nemertea, Pilidiophora, Heteronemertea, Lineidae. Gene Ontology annotation, cellular component: plasma membrane; BMP receptor complex. The transcript has 9 exons. Gene Ontology annotation, molecular function: transmembrane receptor protein serine/threonine kinase activity; ATP binding.